Molecule: messenger RNA, 3555 nt
Organism: Carassius carassius (crucian carp)
Lineage: Eukaryota; Metazoa; Chordata; Actinopteri; Cypriniformes; Cyprinidae
Gene: gpsm1b
Product: G protein signaling modulator 1b
Exons: 14
Coding region: 323-2383 (686 amino acids)
Molecular function (GO): protein binding; GTPase regulator activity
Source: RefSeq, a predicted model, not a curated record
AGUUGUCCUGCUGGUCAGCGCUCAUAUGGGACAAGAUAUUUGGAGUUCAGAAGGAAAUCUCAACUAGCAGUUGUCUUUGAAGUUCCAGUGAAGAUUGUUGGAGAGUCCAGUGUGCAUUUUCCUCAAUGGAUCCAACUGAGAACUGUCCGAUUGGCUAUUAAUCUGGAAUUACAUUUAAAAGAUGACACUCUGGUCACAGCAAAAUGCUGCAACUCAUGGAAUGUGAUUGUGAAGCAUCAUUUUGAGAUCAUCAUGUGUUGUAGCUUGUCUUGCUAAUUGAUUUGUUGCGCUGGUUCAGGACUAUGAGUAUUGUAUAUUGUGGAUGAUGUCGACUGAAGCGUUUCCUCUGAGUGGGGCUCAGAUAGCCAUGUGUCGUCUGGUUCAUCGCGGCCCCAGACCACAGGCCACGUUGAGACCUCUGAACCAGGAGCUCAGGCUCUAUGUUGAGAAGACACGCACCAAACCUAAAUGCAGGAUGGAGGCAUCUUGCCUGGAGUUGGCGCUGGAGGGGGAAAGACUGUGUAAAGCAGGAGAUUUUAAAGGCGGUACAGCAUUCUUUGAAGCUGCUGUUCAGGUGGGAACAGAAGAUCUCAAGACCCUCAGUGCCAUUUACAGCCAGCUGGGCAAUGCUUACUUCUACCUGAAGGAGUACGGCAAAGCCCUGGAGUAUCACCGGCAUGACCUUACGCUUGCUCGGACGAUCGGAGACCGGAUUGGGGAAGGGAAAGCCAGCGGAAAUCUGGGCAACACUCUGAAAGUUUUGGGCAGCUAUGAUGAAGCAGCUGUGUGCUGUCAGAGGCACCUGGACAUUUCUCAAGAACAAGGAGAUAAGGUCGGUGAGGCCAGGGCUCUGUAUAACAUUGGGAACGUGUUUCAUGCCAAAGGGAAGCAGCAGCUCUGGGGCGUCUCGCAGGAUCGUGGAGAGCUUCCUCCUGAUGUCAGAGAUACGCUCAAGCGAGCCACGGCCUUCUAUGAAAAGAAUCUGUCUCUGGUGAAGGAGUUGGGAGACAGAGCUGCACAGGGAAGAGCCUUCGGUAAUCUUGGCAACACUCAUUACCUGCUAGGUAAUUUUGUGGAGGCCAUCAAGUUCCACAGAGAGCGUCUCUCCAUUGCAAAGGAAUUUGGCGACAAGGCCGCUGAACGCCGAGCAUACAGUAACCUAGGCAACGCUCUCAUUUUCCUGGGCAAGUUCAAUGCAGCCACAGAGUAUUACAGAAAAACCCUGCAGCUCUCUCGGCAGCUGAAGGAUCAGGUGAUGGAAGCUCAGGCGUGUUUCAGUCUGGGAAACACAUACACUCUGCUGCAGGAGUAUGAACGUGCCAUAGAAUAUCACCUCAAACACCUGCUCAUCGCUCAGGAGCUGAACGACAGGGUCGGGGAGGGACGGGCCUGCUGGAGUCUGGGUAACGCUUACGUGUCAUUGGGAAAGCACCGUCAGGCUCUGCAUCACGCCUGGAAACACCUGGAAAUCUCCAGAGAGAUCGGAGACAGGAACGGAGAGAUGACGGCCAGGAUGAAUGUGGAGGAGCUGAUGGAGGCCCUAGGGGUGAAGGAGGCAGAUCUCUCUCCAUCUGAAUCUGAGUUUAAAGUGCAAGGAGCCAGACCCAAGUUCAUCAAGAAAGCCAGCAUGGAGAGUGUGGACCUGUGGAAAUACAGCUCUGAAAAGAAUGGAGAUGCUCCGGAUGUUGAUGGUAUUUCGAGGAGGUCAAGGAACCAGCUGUCUCAGUCUAGCAGAAGCAAAAGUUACGCAGACAGUCAGUCAUCAGAUGAGAGACACUGGCUCGACUCACCUGUGGACACUGAUGACAUCACUGUUCAUGUCACACCUCCAAAACUGGCUCGUGACGCGUCAGAUGAGGACUGUUUCUUUGACCUGUUGAGUAAGUUUCAGAGCAGCCGUAUGGAUGACCAGCGCUGUCAGCUAGACGAGCCGUCCAAUGGAGAGAAUGCCGGAGGAACAGAUCCAAACACACUCAAUGACAUGAUCGAUGCCAGUCUGUUGACGUCUCCUCAAACAGAAGAGCUCUUCGAUUUGAUCGCCAGCUCUCAGAGCCGCCGUCUGGACGAUCAGAGGGUGAGCGUCAGUAACCUGCCUGGACUCAGAAUCACCCACAAUAACCUGGGCCACCUGUGUGGAGAGAGCGACCCGCAGGAGCCCAGCGACGACUUCUUCAACAUGCUCAUCAAAUGCCAGUCGUCCAGGAUAGAUGACCAGCGCUGCUCUCCUCCUGAAGGGGGUCCGCGGGCACCAACCGUCCCAGAUGAGGAUUUCUUCAGCCUAAUCCAGAGAGUUCAGGCCAAGCGAAUGGACGAGCAGCGUGUGCAGCUCCCGUUUGACGAACAGGAUGAGGACGAGAUAGGGCCAGGGGCUGCAGACUCCUGAGAAAGCCCGGGGCCAAAUAACACAUGCAACGAGUACCAAAUGAUGGGGAGUGUUUUAGAUUUAAUCUUUCAUGAGAUGAAGAAAUGUGCACAAAGAUAUGCAAGUGAGACAUGAAAACACAAGUGCCAUCUCAGUAUACGGUGCAGAUUUAUGCCUACUGUGCUUUACAGCCAAUGACCCAUGAUGUUUAAUACGGACUAGAUGAACAGAUACUUGGGACACAACUCUCUGGGUUAAUUCACAUUUGCAAACACUGCCUGCACAAACAACAAAAGAAAUGUAACAAAUCAGGUGCAAACACUGUAAAAAGUAGUUUGGUAUUCUGUUUUUUAGCAAAAUAUCUAAACAGCAGGAGAGGUGAUGUACUUUACAGAGACCGUACAGCAUCCGGAUGCCUGAAACGGCUCUUUAAAAUGUCCAAAAUGUCUGGAUCUUAAAUAACAGCCAAUUAAAACCAACUUCUCCAUUUGAUAAUUUAUGCAUUUAGCAGACACGUCAUAACCAGAGUGACUAACGGUACAACAAAGGAAAAAAGAAAAAACAAGACACUUCCCACUAUCUACACAUUAAAGUAAUAGUUUACCCAGAAAGGAAAAUCUGCUGGUGUUUUACUUAUUCUAAGCCAUCCAAGAUGUAGAUGACUUUUUCUUGAGUAGAACAGUAAAGAUUUUUAGCUGGAACCCUGGUGAUUCAUAAAAUGCAAUUCAGCGACUACCCAUCUUUGAGAAUAAACAAAAAGCAUAUCAGGAUGAAUCAAAUGAAUACCAAUGGCUGAUGAUAUUUUGAAUUCUUAUGAAGCAAAGCAAUCGGUCUAUUCAAGAAACUAAACAUUAUAACAUUAUUACCUGUAAUCCAGAGCCUCAGCCAAACAGUCUGUUGUUUUUGGUGAACUAGUUGAACCAAAUCAAACCGAAACCAUUUACAGCUCGAGCAGCACAGAUCUACAAGUUACUCAAUCAAAUCUCAUUUUUAGAUGCCUGACAGUCAGGCAAAAAAGCAGUGUAUCUGAUCCUAUGAUGAAUUAACUCAGAGCUCCAGUUCUUUCAACAUUCACUGAACUCAUGAAACAAUUCUGAUGUGCACCGAAGACGCGCAUGUGUGCACCGAGCACUUGAAUAAAGGGGCCAAAUGAAAGAUUUAGUUUUGUUCAUUAUGGUUAAUGUAAAAAGGUG